Epinephelus moara (kelp grouper) is the source of this 9087-nucleotide messenger RNA. RefSeq names its product fibronectin leucine rich transmembrane protein 2 (gene flrt2). The coding region runs from base 1154 to 3136 and encodes 660 amino acids. NCBI's taxonomy places the organism in Eukaryota, Metazoa, Chordata, Actinopteri, Perciformes, Serranidae. Gene Ontology annotation, molecular function: protein binding. The record is from RefSeq and is a predicted model, not a curated record. The transcript is spliced from 2 exons.
GUCAGAUGUAGCCUGGCCCCGCAACAUCCGUAACCCAUGACCCCUGUAACUCCUGUUUUGUUCUCGGCACUCCAGGCCCCUCAGAUAUCCCUCCACUGGAACUCCCCCAGAUGACAGACUCCGUUCCUCUACACUACCCCAGUAGCCUUUGACCUCCGUGGCACCUCUGCCUCUCUGCGCCGCUGCCCUCGCAUUCCAGUAAAGGCACUGAAACCUGAGCCUGCGGUGAGCUCAUCGCUGGGCCAUGGAAUCAAGAGUUAAAUGAUACCAAAAAACAGAGAGAGGAGAGAAAACGGAGAGAGAGAAGGGGGAGAGGCAGCAGUCGGUGCAGGACAGGUCUGGAACUGGUUCUCUGUGUGUGUGUGUGCUCGCCUGCGCUACUCUCCUCAGGGGUUAAGUUACAGCAGCAGAGAAAGCGAGGAGGAAGAGGAAGAAGAAACUGCUGGCGUCUUUGAAUUCUCUCAGCUUUUGUCUGUCUCGUUUUCCUCCUCACGCUGCCUCUGAGCGGCCUGACAGACUGGUGCCUGCAGUUUCCUCUUGACACACUCUAGCGAGCCCGCUGCCCUCCAUCCGCGCUUUCAAGUUAACGAGCCCCGUCGGUCUCGUCCUCGUGUCUGGGAGCUGGAUGUGAGUGUAAUGUGGCGAGGUCGUGCUCUCCACUCUCUCCGUGUCUCUGCUUUACUCUGACCCUUCCUUGACCACCAAGCGUCCAAACACGGUCUCUGGAUCCAAAUGUCACCCCCCCUGGACUCUGCCCUGGUCGGGGACCGGCAGUGUGUGACGGACAGGCGAGUGGAGCCUGCGGUGGCUCUCUACUGCGUGGCUUCAAAUUGGCCCUGGCUGAGCUCUGCAUGGAGCAGCGAGUGAAGAGUCCUGCUAUGGUCUGAUGUCUCAGCAUGGAUGGAGUCAGUCAGAGGACUGGCCACCACUAAUGAGACCAUCGCUCUUCAGCUGAGGACUAGCAUUUACAGGAUUACUCCCACGGUUUCCUGCUCUUUUCCCAGCUAACUGCAUCAUUACCAAACUCUCCUAGUUGGACUUUUUCGUGGCUCUGGUUUUUGGUGGAUAUAUACGUCAUUCUGAUUUUCAUAUUUCUUUUAUUCCCUUUUUUUUUUAAUUGUUGGUUUCCCUUUUCCUGUUUUGUUUUUCCACUAUGGAGUUUCUGGCUGGACCCUGGAAUAAAGAUUGGGCUUCAUUCUUGCAGUUUUGGUUGACUGUCAUCCUGAGCCUCCAGAUGCAGUUCAGCCCGGGCGCCUCUUGCCCGGAGGAGUGUCGUUGUGACAAAACGUUUGUGUACUGCAACGAGCGCAGCCUGACGUCAGUGCCUCUGGGGAUACAGGAGGGCUUCAAGGUCCUCUACCUACACAACAACCAGAUCAACAAUGCUGGCUUCCCUCUGGAACUUCACAACGUGGCCACCGUGGACACGGUGUAUCUCUACGGCAACCAGCUGGACGAGUUUCCUGUCAAUCUGCCCAAAAACACCAGGGUCCUGCACCUCCAGGAGAACAAUAUCCAAACCAUCUCAAGGGCGGCCCUGGCCCAGCUGACUAAGCUGGAGGAGCUGCACCUAGAUGAUAACUCCAUCUCCACAGUGGGGGUGGAGGAAGGAGCCUUUAGGGAGGCGGUGAGCCUCAAACUCCUCUUCCUCACCAAGAACCACUUAAGCAGCGUUCCCAUCGGCCUCCCCGAGGACCUGAAAGAGCUGCGGUUGGACGAGAACCGUAUCGCUCACAUUGCAGAGGAGGCCUUCCAGAAUGUGACACGCCUGCAGCGCCUCCUGCUGGACGGGAACCUGCUGACGGACGAGGGCAUAGCGCCUGGGACCUUCCAGGACCUGUCAAACCUCCGUGAGCUGGCCCUGGCCCGCAAUUCACUCACCUUCCCCCCUCCGCUCCUCCCGAGCCAGUCGCUGGUCAAACUCAGCCUGCAGGAGAACCAGAUUGACCAGAUCCCUGUGGCGGCCUUCGCUGACCUCAACCGGCUGGAAAAACUGGAUAUCUCCAGCAACCAGCUUCAGACUCUGACGCAGGGUGUGUUUGACGGCCUGUCAAGCCUGAGGCACCUCAUGGUGCGAAACAACCCGUGGCGUUGUGACUGUGCUGUGAAAUGGGUGGUGGUGUGGCUCAAAUCUUUGCCCCCCUUCAUCAAUGCCCGAGGCUUUGUGUGCCUGAGUCCAGAUAAGGUGCGUGGCAUGGCAAUCAGAGAGCUCACGCUGGAUAUUAUAGAGUGCCCCGUGGAUGCUGACCAGCCGCCCUGGCCCACUCUCCGCUCCACACCCCCUCCCCCACCCACAACCACCCCUGUCACCACCAUGAUUUCCACCCUCAUCACCACAUCCAUCCCUUACUACUUUGACUCGCCCUCCCCUCCCUUACCCCCGAUCCAUAACAACCCUCCCGGGCCUCUGCCUCCGUACGAGGACCCCCUUCAGAUCUCCUUCCACGUGGUCAACUCCACCAGUAUCGAGGUGAGCUGGGCUUCUUAUUUCACCGUCACAGCCUACAAGGUCACUUGGGUCAAAAGGGGCCAAAGCCAAAUAAACGAAGGGAUGCGGGAGAGGACAGUGAGCGGGGACCGGCGGCACAUUAGCCUCACCAACCUGGAGCCCCGGUCCGUGUAUCGGAUCUGUGUGCACGUGUUGGACACCCUUAACUCCUACAGACCCGGAGAGGAUACUAUAUGCUCUGAGGCCAGGACCAAGGCUGUUGCGUCGACGAAGCCUCCCGGUAGAGAGCAAGCUCCUCAGGAGAGCAUCAACUCCACGCUGCUAAUGGCUGGGAUCAUAGGUGGGGCGGUGCUCAUCGUCCUGGUGACGCUGCUCAGCCUCUUCUGCUGGCACAUGCACAGGAAGAGCCGGUCGUCUUCGACCAAGUGGAAAUACAACCGGGGCAGGAGAAAAGACGACUACGGUGAGGCCGGGACCAAGAAGGAUAACUCCAUUCUGGAGAUGACUGAGACCAGUUUCCAGAUAGUGGCGCUGAACAAUGAGCAGCUGCUGAAGGGAGAUUUUCGCAUUCAGCCCAUCUACACGCCCAACGGGGGCAUUGGAUUUAGAGACUGUCACCUCAGUAACAACAGCAUAGCCUACUGCAAGAGCAGCAACGUGCCGAGUACAGAGUUCUGCCACACGUGAUGCGGCGGCAAAUAGUAGAGCAGCAUUCACACACACAUACCAGAAACACUUAAUGCAUAAGUACACACAGCGUUUGUGACAAAAAACAUAAAGAUUCUAGUGAAAUAUAACUGUACUAUAUAUAUUUCCAAGUUCUGUCUACGAUGUAAUUUAUACUGUGGAUAAUAAUGUGGGAUUCUCUGCUAUCUUUUUUAUCUUAGAGGAAGAGAUACAAGUGUUUCUUUUUUUAUAACCAGCAGGGUUUUGAAAGUUGUUUUAAUGGUCAGUACUGUACAUGAACACGGAUUUGUACAAUCACGGCACCCUGGGUGUAGCUUCUGACGGACGCUGUCAGCCUUGGAAAUGUUGGGGCACAUUUAGAGGGCUGGGAUCCUUUGCUAACCACAGAAGCAAAAAAGAAAACAAAAAAAUGGCCUUUUUUUUUGCUCUUUGAAACAAACCCUCCCCAGCUCAACAGAACAGUAGUAAAGACAACACAGCACAGGGGAAAUCCAAACACUGCUGAUUAGAGCACUGUGGAAAUAUAGCGCUGGUUCACUGGUGGUUGUAAAAAAGAAGUGCACUUUCUUAUUAAUGGAGGCAGGAAAUGAGCAGAGGUGGUGAUGUAGGUGGUUGUGUAGGGCGGAUGUCAUGGUGCUGUUGAGAAGCCUGGGCUGAGAUUUCCCCAAAGUGCCUUCACGUUAAAAGCAUCUUUGUUCUGCUGGUUUGCGUUUGGAACAAAGGUGGGCUCAGUCAGGAGACACUUUUUGGGAAAACUCUGGAAAAGGGUGUGUCAUUCUCAGCUUUUUUUUUUAGCGAGGAGGUGCAAUUUAUUAAAAGGAACAAAGGGUUAUUGUCCCUAAUGAGGUGCAUGGAUGUGCUGAGACCUGCAGAUCCUUGUGAGGGAAAUGUGUUCUGCUUCUUUUUGGCGAGUGAGGCCACAAGGGGGCAGCUUCCCUCAGCGUCGUGUGUGGGACAGGAAGUCAGACAGAGAGAGGGGAGGAAAAAAAAGCUGCAUAGAUCAUUUUACCUCCACCAUUCCCCUGGAGUCCAUUACCCAGACGACAUUACUCAUGCUCAAACAGCAUUGUUUGGAGUAUUAUUGCUCAUCGAGCUACUUAAUGAUGUGGAAUCAUUUAAAACUAACAGUGUUUUCAGUGUUUGGUGGUUAAAUGAUAUGGAUUUUCACCACUGUGGUUGUGUGUGUGUGUGUGUGUGUGGAGGGUGUGAUGAAUUUUUGGAGACACACAACGAUAAUUAUACACCCACUUAUUUCAACCUUGUCCCGGCGUUCAUUAAGGCUUUUUGAUAAAUUAGGAAAUUACAACAAUAAGAUGGCGCUCCACCCACCGUCCCCACAAUGCUGUCACUGAGCAGCUCAUCUCGCAUCUCAUCCUUCACCCCUUUGUGCACGUUUAUGAGACUGUCUACUUCACUUGCUCACCUCAACAAUGCACCUGCUCACUUCACGCCAUUACUUCCUGCGAUGAUGAUCCUCAGACUAUCUCCCCUCGUCUUCUCAUCCCUGCGUGGGCUCAAUUAAAACACUUUCCCUGCCCCUCGGCUGCAGGGCCGGGGUUGGUGGCAGCUCUUUGCAUGUGAGGUGCCGGUGAGAGGUCUUCAUUGUGCACUUCUUAAGGAGACUUUAUUUGAUUUGACAAGAUUUUAUUUUGAGGGGCCAAGCUUACAGCAUUCCCACCCCCGCCCCCCGCCCCUCCUCCCCGCUCUCCUCAUAAUCCUCGACCAAAAAAGGGAGAAAAUAUGUAGCCUUUAUUUUCACUUGGCUGCGUGGAGCUCACGCUGGGAGACGGAGUGUGUGUGUGUGUGUUAACUCUUUGUGAGGCGCACAGAUUCAGCUGCACGGCGGAGAGUCGACACAAAUUUUAGGUGAAUGGUUUUUAAGGGCUUGUACUCGAGUUAUUCCAGAGUGUUGAGAUUAUCUCUGAGAGGAUUUACCUCAGCGCUCUUCAAAAAGUAGCUGCACUUACUGUAAUUCCAGCAGUCGCUCUGAUUGUGAUCACGUGGAUUUUAAUUUGAGGCGAUGACUUCCACAGACCCGGUGGUGAAAAUCUGUUUGACCAAGCCGACACAAAAUGAAUGAAUGAACGAGUGAAUGAAAUCAUCUGACAUGUCAUGUAGUGUCAUCUUAUGUCUUAAAAUCUUGUUUUCAGUAAUACAGCUGACAUGUUUUUGACUUUAUUUGUCAGAUUGUCUUUUUUAAAGGCAAAAUCUCAAUCAUUAAGAAAACAUUUAAAGCAACAGCUCAACAUUUUUGUUAAAUUCUCUUCUCUGUCUUCCUUACUGGGAGUUAGAUGAGAAGACUGAUACCACUCUGAUGUCUGUACGCUGAAUAUAAAGCUACUACCAGCAGCUAUUAGCUUAUCUUAGCUUAGCUUAUCUUAGCAUCAAACUGGAAAUGGGGGAAAACUAGCCUGGCUCUGUCUGCAUGUAAAAAAAAAACUGCUGUAAAACCAAAUGUGUAACCUCUACACUUAUAUAUUGUACGAAUUAAAAAAAAAUAAGAUUAAUUAUUGAGCUUUAAAGAUGCUGACAGAAGGGUUUUUUUUUUUUAAAUUGCAAAGGCAAAUUUGGACUUGAAAUUGAACAUGUUAAAGCAGUGGUGCCCAACUGGUUGGUCGCGGGUUCAUUCUGAAUGGACCGCAAAUGACUUGUCAAGUGAGUUAAAAACACUUAAUUUUGAAAUGCAGUGAAUAUCUGGCACAGAGCUUUUAUUUUGAAGUGCUGUUUCCUGCUGCCCAACACAAGUAGGACGCUUAAUAUAUGCGUGGACCUUGAGCCAGUCAAUGAGACGUUUGGACCGUGGGGCUGGACCAGUCGGGAACCACUGCUUCAAAAUAUAUUUAAAUAUAUAAAUAUGAAUAAAUACAAAGUACUUUAAACAAAUACACAAAAAAAUCUGAUAACAGCAAAAAUCAUUUUGCAUGUGGAUCAAUAACUGUCCCUCAAACUCUGACAUGUCUCUGUUCAGGACAUACUGUCACUCGAUGACAACAGCUAGUCCACCUCACCAGUUCAUGUUACAUUGAGAUGAAAUGAAAAAUGCUUAUUUAACCCUUUUAAAUCACAUCUUCAGACAUAUUGUGUACCUGUGUAACAGCAUGUGCCACAAAAUUACAAAAGUUUCUUUGUUUUCUAAAAUCAAAUCAUGUUUUCUUCUUGUUAAACAAAAUAUAACGUGCGCUUAUGUGAACUAGUACCAACCAAUUUCAUUGAAAUAAAUCACCACAUCCACCCAUCAAUGGAUGUGCAACUUUUAGCUGCACAGAGCGAAUAUUACGUUAGCUAGCUAGCAACAGCAUGCGUCAUCAAUGUGUUUUCAUUUCCCCAGAAUAUCGUGAUCACAGCCGCUGGCUAUUAAUUAUUUACUGUGAGGAAAAUGCUCAAGAUGAUGUGCAAGACAUUUGACAGUAACUAACGCUACAUGGAGCAUAUGACGGGCAUCGUUCAUCUUUCUCUGAUUGAGACUACGAUCCUGAUGGCGUGAAGUCGCCAGGGCGUUACCAUUAUGACACGCCCACUUUUUAACAAGCAAAACCUUGUUUUAAUUUCCAAAACAAUGUGGCUGAGGUCUAAUUUGUUGAUUCACGAAAUAUUCUGUUUCACUGGGAAAUACGUCACAGUACUGAAGCUAACGACACUUUUACUUCUGUUUCACUGGGACUUUAAGCGAGGUUAACUUUGCUCACUUCCUUCGCUUUAAUCAGCGAGUGGCUAGCAAGAUUUAGGAACUUGUCUUGGGUCUGGAAGAGUUGUAGCAGUUAUCCACUGACAAGUAGCCUAAACUGUACACACACACACUCUCUCUACACAAACAAUCAGGCACCAAAACAAGGUCCCGAAAUCUGCGUUGUGAUUUGGCUCGGUAGGUGCCAGUCGUAUAGGAAUCGGUACCAUAUUGGCACUGGGUGUUGGUACUCAACCUCCGCUGUUAGUGAAUUGUGUUACUUUUGGGAAGAGCCAGACCAGAUGUUUCCCCCAUGGAUGUAUGUUUGUAAGAGAACUGAUACAGAGUUUAAGGCGACUUCACGGGUAUAAAAUUACCCAGGUAUUCUACACUGUGCAGCACAACGGAGACUUCUGCCGGUUGAGCAGCUAACUGCCAGUUUAGCGCUUCGCUAACUUGAAUUGGGAUAAAAUGAUUGAAUCACACGGCUCUUCUUGACCUUCUAAAUUUAUCAGACCAAAUGGAGCAAAUUCUGAUAGUGACAAGUCAUGUCACGGGGGUUGUGAUCACCAUUGAGCUGCACUUGUGUGUCCAAAAUUAUAGCAACACACGACCUUCGUCCCUCCCUUGUGUCAGUUAACUUAACCCUGGCUCGCACCAAAGACAGGCUAGUGUAAUGAAUUAAACCUUUGCUGAGUAUUAGCCGACAGAAAGGUCUGAACAGAUGAUAAACAAAAACGGAAAACACUUCCAUUUUGUACCUUUUACUUACAAAGUGAAAAAUCAAUUUUUCUCGAGUGACUCUGGUGAAAUUGAUCAGUUAGGGCUGAUUCUUAGGUGCAGACUCAGUAGCAGUGUGUACAUUGUGUUUCUGACUUGUGUGUUAUAAAUAGGGGCAACCAGCCCCUUAAUAUUUUUGUCCCAGCUCUCCCCUAAUGAUCACAUUCCCCUGGCAGAUAAAGUCAGCUUGUUUUCUGCAAAAUAAGAUUCCAAGACUUCAAUACAUGACGUGUUUAGAUGGAUUUUCUUUUCUUUCCAUGUUGGGUUCAUUAACAGUACGAUCUUCUGUGGUUAUCAAAGCAUCUCCACUUUUUAUUUUAACCCUUUUCUAUCUACUAAUCCCCACAGCUGACCAUAACCCCACACAGAAACACUUGAACAUUUACAUCAGAUAUUCUUUAUUAUUCUAUGUUCCAGAUGAAAGGCCUGUGCGAUCAUACACGUGACGGUCAAACUGUUGCAACAUAUCCCCCCCCCCCCCCGUCUGUGAAUGUGUACUGGAGACAGAUAUUUGCCUUACCUUUUAUGCAGGACUGAAUGAUUAGCAGAGAGAGCGAGUGAAGUGGGAGGAAGAAAAGAUGAGACAUAAAAAGACGGCAACAAGGGAGCUGAAAAGAAAGCACAGUUCUCCAACGUUCUGCAGCCAUGGCGGCGGCGGUGGCAGCAGCGGCAACAAUAACAGUAUUAACAGGAAGAAGAAGAACAUGAGGCAUGACACACACAGUAGCUACCGAGAGACUGUUCAUCCAUAGUGCCAGACCUUGAGCGGUGCGUGGCUAAUGAUUCCAGCAGACGGGAGGAGGCUUUGGUGGUUGUUUUGCAGCGCACAUUACUCUUAAUUUUCUACUUGAUGAAAGAACGCGGCUGCGGCGCCGUGACCGAUGGAAUUACACAAAACGUAUUACUAGCAUCAGAUUAUUACUGUUUCAGGGUGCCGAGAAGUAAUUUCCCUUAAAGCUCAUUGAAUCAUGUUGAAAUAAUUAUGUUUAAUCUGCGAGAGGUCACUUCAGACAAAACACACGUUUAAAGUCAUCUUUUCUUCCUGCAGGCGAAACCUUCACUGCAAAUAUCUAUUAGUAACAUUCAUUCAAGGAUUUUUGCAUGUACUGUAUUUAGCUUCAUAGCCUUUCAUUCGUUCAUCACACCGGGUUUUUCUGUUUAUUUCCAAGCAAUCGCCCAGCGGUGGUUGAGGUACAGUGUGAGCAACCAUACAGAGAGGCUUAGAGAAAGAAGGCUGGAAACUUACAAUGCAUGUGAAACGGCUGUGCUGGGAAACGUCCCGGCUCCUCAUCGAGACGCUGCAGUGUUAACGUUGGCCAUCCACACCGAGUUUUCUUAGGAACCAAAGUUAAAUUUCUGUUCUCAUGAUGAAAUAUUGAUGUUGUUCCAUGUAUGUGCCUUGAGGUUGAACUUACAAUGUAAAGUCCUUGAAACCUUUAAAUGUUUUUGCACAAACUGUAAAUACUUAAGUGAAGCUUUUUGAAAAUAAAAGAGCCAUUGGAUUUCA